AUGGCUAAGGCCUAUGACUGCACGGAGUGGUCUUUUCUCCGUCAUAUGUUGCUGGCUCUGGGUUUUGAUGCAAGGUGGGUGGAGCUUAUUAUGUUUUAUGUAACUACAGUAUCAUAUAGCUUCUUGGUGAAUGGCUCUCGUAUUGGCCCUGUGAAGCCAUCUCGUGUCUUGCGACAGGGCAAUCCGCUAUCUCCCUACCUCUUCAUUAUUUGUGCAGAUGGGCUCUCCCUAUUGUUACAGAAGGCUCAAUCUGGUGGCUCUAUUCAUGGGUGCAGAGCUAAUGUUCAGGAGGCUGGUGAAGUAAAACGUUGUUUAUUUGUGUAUGAGAGUUUGUCUAGGCUGGUGGUCAACUUCCACAAGUCCAGUAUAUGCUUUAGUAAGAAUACUCGGGAGGAAACCAGAGAAGAAGUGGCGCUGGUUCUAGGGGUUGUGCAGGCCCCUAAUUUUGGCAAAUAUUUGGGUCUCCCCUCGUUUGUUGGAAGGAAUAAGAAGGAAACAUUCUCUUACAUUGAGGACAAGAUCAGGCAAAGGAUUAGAUCUUUGAGUAAGAAACUUCUAUCGCAGGCAGGCAAGGAAAUUAUGUUGAAAAGUGUGGUUUAG
Ipomoea nil (Japanese morning glory) is the source of this 600-nucleotide messenger RNA. RefSeq lists its product as uncharacterized. The record is from RefSeq and is a predicted model, not a curated record. The coding region runs from base 1 to 600 and encodes 199 amino acids. The transcript has 2 exons. NCBI's taxonomy places the organism in Eukaryota, Viridiplantae, Streptophyta, Magnoliopsida, Solanales, Convolvulaceae.